UGAAAAAGGAAAUAGGCAAGUGGAGAUGAGGGAUUCCUUUAGCUUUUCGCCCACCAGCAGCGGGCAGUAACCCAACAUUUGCAACCGCCAAACACCAGCGUAGCUUUCUCUCUUUCAGCGCAAAAGUACUCAACCCCACCCCGGCCCCCAUAUAAGCAAUCCUUAAUUAUAUUUCUCUCUGCAUCCAUCUCUUUUCUACCUCUAAUUGAGUAAUGGAUUCUGCUCAGUGGCUACAGGGAAUUGGAUCAAGAAAUUCAGAGAAGAAGCCAAGGCCACAAAAGGAGCAAGCUUUGAAGUGCCCAAGAUGCAAAUCCACCAACACAAAGUUUUGCUACUACAACAAUUACAGUCUCUCUCAACCUCGGUACUUUUGUAAGAGUUGCAGAAGGUAUUGGACUGAAGGUGGAAAUCUCAGAAAUGUCCCAGUUGGUGGAAGCUCAAGAAAAAACAAAAGAUCAUCUUCAUCUUCUAUUUCUACACACAAAUCCAUCCCAGAUCUCAGCUGCCCACCUAAACACUCGCCUCAAAACCCUAAGAUCCACCAUGGCCUACACUUAAAUUCAUCUUACAACGAUCCACCUCUCUGCGGUACUGGAAUAUCUGACCUAUGUACUCAAAACCCUAAUUUGCUCAUUUCUUCUCCGGUUCACAAUUCCAACUCCGCCGGUUUUCCGAUGCAUGAGUUGAAGCCGAGCCCGGAUUUCUCUCUUGAAAACCGGUUCGGGAACUUAGAGCCGGCGGUUCAAGACAACCCAGCAAUCCUGUUCCCGGCGGUUGCAGAUUAUGAAGUUGAGCAGCUUAGAGGGCUGCAGCGUGAUUCCAACGGAUUUUGGACCGGGAUGCUCUCCGGCGGUUCCUGGUGAAAUUACGUAAUUAUUCCUUCUCUCUUAACAAUGUUUAAUGAAGAUAUUAUAAAAUUGAGUAGUACCAUGAGUUGAGCUGAGAGUACAAACAGAUAGCUCGAUCCAUAUAUAUUCUUGCUUCUUGGUAUUGGCUUUUCUUGUGUUUUGUCAUGUCAAAAUGUAAACGAACCCCUUUUCUGGUAUCAUUUAUCUUUCUUUUCUGUGCA
Salvia miltiorrhiza (redroot sage) is the source of this 1069-nucleotide messenger RNA. Its product is annotated as dof zinc finger protein DOF4.6-like. The record is from RefSeq and is a predicted model, not a curated record. NCBI's taxonomy places the organism in Eukaryota, Viridiplantae, Streptophyta, Magnoliopsida, Lamiales, Lamiaceae. The transcript has 2 exons. Gene Ontology annotation, biological process: regulation of DNA-templated transcription. Bases 213 to 863 code for a protein of 216 amino acids. Gene Ontology annotation, molecular function: DNA-binding transcription factor activity; DNA binding.